Molecule: messenger RNA, 2634 nt
Organism: Angiostrongylus costaricensis
Lineage: Eukaryota; Metazoa; Nematoda; Chromadorea; Rhabditida; Metastrongylidae
Source: the annotation of a GenBank genome assembly
GGUCCUCUAAGAGACGGUAUGGAGAAGUGGAGCGUUUAUAUCGACAUAUAUCUGAUUCUGUCGCUUAUUAGUCCAAUUUGUACACAAAUUAUUCUGGAACCCACAAGACCGAUAGAUCUAUGGGACCCAUUCGGACCGACGUCAACAGGUCGUCCUCGGAACCAGGGUCUUAUGUCAAAUGAAGCUGCCGUACGUCUGUCCAUUGGUGAUUUAAUCGGGAAAAAAGUCUUUCUGGAAAAUUUACCGUGGACGCCAAGUCAAGAUCCGUCUGAACUGGAACCUCAACAUCGUUCACAUUUUGAUUCCAGUCCUUUGCCGGCGCGUAAUAACGUUACAAUAUAUACCUUCCUUGGUGUGCCGUACGCAGAGCCACCCGUUUCUCAACGACGUUUAAAGCCUUCUCAGCUUAUUCGAGAAUUGCCAACAAAACCAUACUUGGCAUUCCAAUAUGGGGCAGCUUGUGCUCAAGAUGUAGAAAAUCGCCCUCAGAUCUUUGUCAAUGAUCCGUAUCCAUUCACGGUGAAUGAAGAUUGCUUGUACCUGAAUAUAUUUUCACCAGAUGUCUCCAAAGUAUCGGGUGUUUCCUAUCCAGUGGUUGUGUUUCUCCACGGUGGUAACUUUCAAGCUGGUUCAGCAAAUGAGUGGCCUGCACAUAGUUUGGCUUCUCGGGGUAUGGUUGUGGUUACCGUAAACUAUCGUCUAGGUGCACUGGGCUUCAUGAGUUUUGGUGAUUCCACUUCUGGAAAUUAUGGUAUAAUGGAUCAACGACUUGCACUGCAAUGGGUGCGGGACCACAUAGCGUCUUUCGGAGGUGACCCUCAGGCUGUAACUGUAGUUGGUCAUGAUGCUGGAGCGGUGUCUAUUGGCAUGCAUAUGCUUUCGCCGUUAUCGAAGGGCCUUUUCCGAUCAGCAGCUGUUAUGUCUGGUGCUGAAGUCUCCUACCACUCGUAUAUUGGUAAGCCAGCAUUGGCAUUUAACAACACCAUGAAGCUAGGAAGAUAUCUUGGAUGUACACAGCCUAUUGCGUUUGAUGUUUGGAAUUGUAUUUUAACGAGAUCAACAAAUGACAUCGUACGAGCUACAACCGACAUACCCAUAGAGUACAACCGUUAUCUUUUUCUUCCUACUGUUGAUGGUGUUAACAUUCCUGGAAAUCCUUUAUGGAUUUUAAACAAUGCUCCAACAGGUUUAUCAUCUGUACCAAAUGCGGUUCCCUUGUUGGUUGGAAUGAAUGCGCAAGAUGGCACUGAAGUGAUUUUGGAAAACCGACUUCUGGGCGAGUUCAACGACUUCAAUAAUGUAGAUCAGGAAUACUUUCGAAGCUACGCUCUCGAGUAUUCUUUUCGGCACAAUUACAGUAUGAACCGGGAGGCGAUUGUGGAGGCGAUCAUAGAUCGAUAUACAUUCUGGCCUGACCCAUCUGACGAUUGGGCAGUCCGUAACAGUUUCAUUCAGUUCGCCACGGACGCGUAUUAUACUGCACCUAUAAGUUUGUCCGCUCAUCUUCAUUCAGCUUCAGGAUCUCGAACAUUUAUGUACGUCAACAACUAUAAUCUGUCAAGGAGCGGUUUUAUACCAGGUUGGAUGGGCUGUUGCAGAGAGUGCGACUUGUAUCUACUUUUUGGAUAUCCUAAUGUUCCUGACAAUCUUCGUCCUUAUCACUUACGUGGUGUUAACUUUACGGACAUGGAUAGGAAUGCUAGUCAGCUGUUCUCGAAUAUUUUUCGGCGAUUCGUAUAUUAUCAGAAUCCGAAUUUUCUGUAUGAUGGUUCGUGGUCUGCGCUUGAACCACGUCGUCAUUGGUAUUUGAACUUCAACUAUUCUCAUUGGUCCGAGAUGUCGAUUCCUGGAAAACUUGAGCGGGAUUAUCUGUAUGCAAACGUAGCAUUUUGGAACCAGUACAUUCCUGCUCUAGUCAAUUACAUGACAACUACAUUCCCUCCUGCGGAGGUUUCUGUUAGGCGCCAGUUAAUGGUCUUUCAAUGGGUCGUGGCUAUCGUUGUUGCGUUGUUGCUGCUGUUUAUCGUUUUAACGGGUGGCUUUGCGUAUCAGGUUUGUGAACAAUCACAAAGUUCGCAUGAUAUGAAGGAGCCUCAUCGCUUGGUUGAUUAUGCCGAUAACUUUAUCUCCAAUAACUCUGUUUAUGAUCCUCAUUUUCCUCGUAGGCCUUCAGUUCCGAUAAUGGCCCAGGUGAAGGAUGCAAAAACAAAAAAGGUUUCUAAGGCACUUAUUGCCAAACGAAAGGUGGUAAAAGGGCAGAAAAUCAUGCAUAAGAAGAAAGUCCGCACUUCUGUGCACUUCCGCCGACCAAAGACUUUGAAGACCCCGAGAAUGCCAAGGUAUCCUCGAAAAUCUGCCCCGGCUCGUUGCAAACUGGACUCCUUUGCUAUCAUUAAGCAUCCUUUGACCACCGAGUCUGCUAUGAAGAAGAUUGAAGACCAUAACACGCUUGUUUUUAUAGUUGACGUAAGAGCAAACAAGCACCAAAUUAGAACAGCUGUGAAGAAGUUGUACAACAUCGAGGUGCAAAAGAUCAACACCCUGAUUACUCCACUUAUGCAGAAGAAGGCAUACAUUCGUUUGACAACGGAUUACGAUGCAUUGGAUUGUGCCAACAAAAUUGGAAUCAUAUAG